CCGAAUCCCAAGCGUCGCCAUUUUGUAAGCUCGGCAGUCGCUACAGAAGCACCGAGUGAGAAGAAAUCCCCUCAUUAAUCAGGCCAGAUUCCCGAGAAAAUAGAACCACAAGACUACCCGUUGUCGUCCGAAAGGAAAGGGAAUCUUAUCGUAUGUCCGCUAUCCAGAACCUCCAAACUUUUGACCCCUUUGCUGAUGCAACUAAGGGUGAUGAUCGGCUCCCAGCUGGGACAGAGGACUACAUCCACAUAAGAAUUCAACAGAGGAACGGGCGGAAGACUCUGACCACGGUUCAGGGCAUAGCCGACGACUAUGAUAAAAAGAAGCUAGUCAAGGCCUUCAAGAAGAAAUUUGCCUGCAAUGGGACUGUGAUUGAGCACCCUGAGUAUGGUGAAGUAAUUCAGCUGCAAGGUGAUCAGCGCAAGAACAUUUGCCAGUUUCUCACUGAUAUUGAACUGGCCAAAGAGGAGCAACUCAAAGUCCACGGGUUCUAGAGGCUGAUGUGAACGGACCCCUCCCCGAAUCUUAACCUAACCUCCCCUGUUGUUGUGCCCCCCCUCCCACUCCACCCUUCUCAAAGGAAAAAAAGCUGAAAAUGAUUACCUCUGAUUUGAGACUUUUUAGUAUGGCACCCUUAUUAAAACGACCUGUCCUGUUCAAGCAUGGACACACGACAAGGCAAAUUGUGGGAUAAAUGAUUUCUGUUUUUCAUCCCCUCCUUUAGCCAUUUUUUUUAGUUAAUCUUGUGCUGCUCUGAAGCACAAAUUCCAUGUAAUUUUUUUUUCUCUCUUUGUUUUGUACAAGGUGUUUCAAUAAAACCUUCAGAUGCCA
Carassius auratus (goldfish) is the source of this 831-nucleotide messenger RNA. Its product is annotated as eukaryotic translation initiation factor 1b-like. Gene Ontology annotation, biological process: translational initiation. The transcript has 4 exons. The record is from RefSeq and is a predicted model, not a curated record. Bases 153 to 494 code for a protein of 113 amino acids. Lineage: Eukaryota; Metazoa; Chordata; Actinopteri; Cypriniformes; Cyprinidae. Gene Ontology annotation, molecular function: translation initiation factor activity.